Molecule: messenger RNA, 4598 nt
Organism: Procambarus clarkii (red swamp crayfish)
Lineage: Eukaryota; Metazoa; Arthropoda; Malacostraca; Decapoda; Cambaridae
Source: RefSeq, a predicted model, not a curated record
ACGUGGUGGUGGGCGCGCCUGGGGGAGCCGGACGCGUGUACGUGUACAACGGAGGAGCGGAAGGUCUGCAUCCCGAACACACACAGAUCCUCCGCGCGUCCGAUUUCUCACCAGGACUGCGCAGCUUUGGCUUCAGCCUCGACGGGAGUGUGGACAUGGACAAUAACGGCUACCCGGACCUCAUCAUCGGCGCCCCGCAAUCGAACACAGCCAUCUUUGUGAGAUCGGCCCCCGUGGUGUCGUUGGUGGGUCAGGUGGUAUUCGACCCCCCGGUCAUCGACCUAGAGAACAGGAGCUGCACCAUUCACCCACCAAAAGAGUCGCCCCAAGAAGUGGCUUGUUUUGAGUUGGUGGUCGAGCUACAGUACGAGUCCAACCUCAUACACACGCCCCUCUUGAUGGAAUUUGAUUUGAUUUUAGACGAGGAGCAAGGAAGAUUAGGCUUCAUGAACAAAUCUCAUCUCAGGUCGAAUGUCCACGUGUUCUCCAGCUCUCACCAUGUCCACAGCACCAAGGACACCGCCCAUCCCUUCAGGGUCCCUGUCUUCAUCAAGCGGGGCAGAUACCAGUACCACAUCCCUGGCACGGCCUCCGUCAGGGUAGGCCUCCUGCCCAUCGAAGGCACCACCUACAUCCUGCAGGACGGAGCAGAGGGCAUGGGCAGGGGGUCAUCUCAGGCCACCACGCUUCCUCCGGACGUGCCCAGCGUACUCGACUUCUUCUCGCAGACGUCCUUCCACGCCGACGUCAGGAUGGACUGCGUGGAUGUCACCACCUGUUAUUCCACGCCAGACAUCAUCCUCCACGCCCAGGCUCCGCGGCACCUGCUGGUGGGCGAGGAGCAGCUGCAGCUGCAGGUCCAGCUGGAGGUGAGGAACGACACGGCCUACGAGACGAAGCUGAUGGUGUCGUACCCCCCUAGCGUGCAGUACGUGAGGAUCUCAGGGGAGAAGCACGUGCCUUCGUGCCGGCUGCCUGUCAGAGACGGAAAGGUUGUCAUUACUCUCGUCUGUCUCUUCAGCUCGGACCUAUUUAGCGGGGAUAAGAUCCCACUGACCUUCCAGUUCAGCCAGUCACCACUGAGCCUGCUGACACAAGGUCAUGACUCAGGUCUGACCUUUCACCUCAACGUCACCAGCAGCAGUAAGGACCUUAACGAGGCUGACAACGCCCUUGACCUUACAGUACUUAAAGUCAGCCUGGUCAACCUUCUUGUUGAUGGCUCCUCGGACCCCGACACGGUGGAGGGGCGGGUGAAUGAGACUCUGAGCCUGGACAUGCUGUCUGACCCAGACGCCCUGGCCGCCGCCUCCGCAGAGAUGCUGGGUCCUCACACCAAGCACAGCUUCGCCAUCUCCAAUGUGGGCCCCACACCUCUUCUUGGUGCUAAGAUGACGCUGCAGGUGCCAACUCACAUGCCCAACGGCCUGCCCCUGCUGUACCUGGUGGAGGCACUCCGCACCUCCGGCCCUGUCGUCUGCCAUACUCCUCCGCUCAACACCUUGAACCUCACCUCCCACAAGGAGCGAGAAAGAGAGAACUUUGAAGAGAUUGAGGAUAAGGAAGAGGAGAAGAGUUUGGCUCCAAACACUGCAAGAACAGAAAAUCUUAAGGCAGACAACCCCGAGGCAGCAGACUCUGCGAGGAAUCCUGCAGCAGGAGAGGCGUCCAGGGCCCCAGCAGGAGAGGGGCAGACAACGGCCAGGACGGAAGAGACCCGCCCUUCACGACGCCGGCGCUUGGCGGGAAACUCACGCCUCGCCUCACCUGACGGGUCUUAUGACCAAGAUUCCGCUGCCCUCACCGCCUUCCCUCAUCCAUCUGACGACAAUAAAAGGACGAGAACUCUGACAAGCCUCGACUGUAGAGAAAUUAAAUGCCAGGAGAUCACAUGUGAGGUGUCCAAUUUGCUUGCUGGCAACACUGUAAAGGUGGAUGUUAGCGGCUUCAUCACUGUUGCCACUAUAAAGCGACUCAAGACAAGGUCGAUCACUCUGGAGUCGUCUAUGACCUUCGAGACGACCCAGCCCUGUGUCUCGGUGAACGACCAGCCUCUCUCCAGCUGGUCCCACGACCAUCAUGCCACCACCUGUGGCGGCACAGCUGGCGAUCUGCACCCCGAGGUCUCCACGGACGACGUCGACGACCAGGGCACCACAGACGUCGACGACCAGGGUACCACGGACGUCGACGACCAGCUCACCACGGACGUCGACGACCAGGGCACCACGGACGUCGACGACCAGGUCACCAAGGACGUCGACGACCAGGUCACCACGGACGACAGCACAACACUCAACGAGACGACCACGGAACAAGAGACAGAAUCCCUCCUGACGAGGAACCCCGAGGACCACAACACCCCGACACAGCACGACGUCAACCUCACGGAAAACGACAACAAGAACGACUCUCGAGACGUCGAAAAGGCUCUCGAAAACGGCACAACUAACGCACAGGACGACACAAACUCCUCCGCCAACGACAAGAGCAAAGUUGUAAACACUACGAAAUCUGACGCCAUCGUCCCAGAAGACGGGGGAAACGACCCCCCAAAAGACGGGGGGGACGACAGAGUACCCUAUAAGGGCUUCGUUAUCAAGGCAACGACCCACGUCGCUCUCAUAGAAUGGGCAGAAGGCAGAUCUGGCCUGGAGUCGCUCAAGGAUUUGGGAUUCUGGACCCUGUUCCUUACGGUCAUAGGAGCUGUUAUGUUAAUUAUUAUAAUAUCCUCGAUACUGUAUAAGGUCGGGUUCUUCAAGAGGAAGCAGAGACUGACAAGCGAGCAGCGAGAGGCACUCAAGAAGAGUCAAGAGAGGAACAACAGAGUCAAGAUGUAUCAGGAUUCCUCGGUUGUGGACACUGGUGGUGGUGUGGUUAUGGUGGGCUAGUGCUGGUUGUCUGAUAGUUGUGGUGGUUGUGGUUGUUGUGGUGGUUGUGUGGUAGUUGUGGUGGUUGUGCUGUAAGUGUGCUGGUAGUGUGGUAGUUGUGUGGUUUCCUGAGCCUAUUGGGCUCUGUCAUAUCUACCUGUUAAUUGUAUAUAGACAAUAGAGUCUCUCUGCAUCACAUACCUUAUUGUCAUAUGUUAUUUUUUAUGACACUUGAAAAGUAUUUUCAGUGUCUAUGGCUCAUUGUUGUACUUUUCAUCUGUGUCCCCAUAUUUUGGAACUACUCAUGCCAAAUAUUGUCUUUGUUUCCUUGUUUGCUCUGUAUAUUCCCCCCUUUUCCCCCCCCCCCCCCCCCCCCCCCGAGGAUUUGUUAUGUGGUGAACAUGUCUCCCUUGAUUCUUCUCUCUUCCAAUAAUGUAAGGUUAAAUUUCUUUAGGUUUUCCUCGUAACUGAUACCUCUUAUAUCCGGUACUAGUCUGCUGACAUACCUCUGGGCUUUUUCGGGUUCCCGUUGUGUUUAUCAAGAUAAGGACUCCAUUCGGACUCCGCAUAGUCCAGAAUAUAUCCGACAUAUGUGAUAAUACAGGAGCCUAAAAAGAGUCCUUGCUCAAAUAUCUUCAGGUAGUCCAUAUGUUAGCCAAUCUUGCACAUGCAGCUGAUGAUAUCCGCUUGAUGUUGGCUUCGGGAGACAGGUGCUGUGUGUGAAGUUAACACAAUUCAUUUUCUUUAACGAUAUUCCAGGAAACGUUUCUCUUUCGACCUGUUCUUCAUAUUAAGUAUCUUGUUCCCAGCACACUGUUCCAUUACAUUUAACUUGCUUGAAUUAAAUUCUGAUAGCAAGUAUCAGCUAGCAAUUUGUUUAUACUUUUCCCAGUUUGUGUAGGUCGUCCUGUACUUUUUUUGCAGUCGUACACUAUAUUAUAACAACAUAAAAUUUGUUGUAUCAUGUGAGAAAAAAAAUGAGAAGCAGUCUAUUUCCUCUGAAAAAAUUAUUUCGAUAGAUCGUAAACAAAUAGGCUUUAAUAUUGACCCUGUGGAACCUCGCUGGUAACAUCUCGCCAUUAUCAAGCCUCUCCUUUUUCCAUGAUUUUUAAAAAGUUAUUUUGCUUAGGUACUCCUCUAUCUCUUGAAGCAUCUUCCCUGUUGAUUCUUGUCAACAGGGGUCUGUUGAACAGACAACAGACGCUUGUCUGUUUCUUUAACUUUUCAACCAGUCUCAAGUAGGAUACUAUGUCGAAGUCUUCCUGGCAGUCCAAAACUAUGCAUUCUACCAACCCAUCUGUGUCCUCACUGAUCACUGUCGUUCGAACAUAGAAUUCUAUGGAGAUUCUUUUGGGCAGAAUUUGACGUUCCUGAAUUCAUAUCGUUGUUGUCAUUGAGGCUCUUCUAUGCAGAUGUUCUGCUGCCAACUUUAUCAUUGUGUAUCUCCCCCAUGUUGCUUGAUAAGCAAGUAACGGGCACUGUCUGAUAAUGCCUUUGUAUAGAGGACUAUCGUCACUGCCCUGGUUAUAUUCCACUGUAGUGGUUGUGUGGCGAUGGUGAUGAUGGUGACUGGUGGGGAAGUAGGUGGUAGUAGUUGUUAUAUUAUACAGUGCUGUGCUACUGGUUGGUGGUGUAUUAAUGGUGGACUAGUAAUGAUGGUUGUGGUGGAAGGAGUAGUGGUGGCACCCUUUAAAAUUGUAUAUUAAAUAAAGAAAACUGACUUCGCAA